Molecule: messenger RNA, 744 nt
Organism: Mitosporidium daphniae
Lineage: Eukaryota; Fungi; Microsporidia
Exons: 1
Coding region: 1-744 (247 amino acids)
Source: RefSeq, a predicted model, not a curated record
AUGUUCAAAGUGUUCAAGCUAGGGGCAUUUCGGCUGACAACAGGUCUUGUUAUUCUUGCCUUACUGUUUCAUGCUCACAUGGCUUUAUCGCUUCUUGGCGACGAAUCGGCAGAAGGCAUUGCUCAGAUUGCCAAACAACUGCCCUAUCUCAACUAUUCCAUGACAAAUGGCAUCUGGGCACAGUUGGUUAAUGGCAGUGCAUCCUUUAUUGAUGACAACGCUGGACUUGAAGGCGGCAAUUUUGGUGCCAAGAUUCCAAUCCAUUAUGAGAGAGACGAGAGUGGUGUCAUAUGCCAUCUUUCUCCUAGCCUUUCACCCUAUUUGCGCUCAGCAAAGCUGCUAGAAAGACCGAUUGUCUUUACAGACCUUGACGGGGAUGGCCGCAUGGAUGCCCUGGUAGUGAUUCUUGUCGUUUAUGCCGGCAUUGGGUAUUUUGACCUUUUUGUGGUGCCUGUUUUGAUGCAGCCUACUGGAAAAGCGAUGGUAUUCCCGUCAAGUGGGUAUCGCGUUGGGGAGACCUCCGUCUAUGCCCUUGACUCGUUUGAUUUUGUGGACAAUGAUACACUGAGGGUUGCCUUUAUGGAUAGGCGGCCUGGCGAGCCCAAGGUUAUAGCACCCUCUGUCCCUACCAUACUGAUGCUUUCAUAUGAUGUCGGUGCACGCACACUGGGUCUGCAUUCCAGACGCGUCAUUGCAAGUGAUUGCUACGCAAGCAUUUUCAAUGCAACCUCGACAUCUGAAUAA